AAAAACUAGUAGUACUCGUUUGUGUCUUUAUUAUAAAGAAAAAACCAGAGAAUAUGCCAGUGAAGAUUUUAGUGUCAGAAUUCAAACCUAUAGCAGCAAUGCAUUUCUGUUCCAAAAUCUCCACAUUCUAAAGACAACAAAAAUCACACAACCUCAAACAACAACAAUCUCAAUCAAAUUUCACAACAUGUUUGGUUUAAGAGACUUAGUUCUCAUAGCCCAAACCCCUUCCUCACUUCACCACCACCAACAACAAAACCAACCCAUUUCAUCUAAUCACCCUCCUAACCUUCCUCUACCUUCAUCAUCACCUCUCAGUGUUGGGCUUGGAAUUUUCCCACUCCUAACCACCACUCACAUUGAUACUACUACUACUAAUAACAAUAAUCAAGACUCAAACUUUUGGAAUCUCAAGAUGUGUCAACCACAGCAAGUGAUGAUGAUGAUGGAUUCAACAAGAAAAGGGGUUGAAGAAGAUGAUGAAAAGAUUCAAAAUUUGAUGAUGGGCUGUGAGGAGAAUGGUGAGUUUAGAGUGUGUCAAGAUUGUGGAAACAGAGCUAAGAAAGAUUGUAGCUUUAAAAGAUGCAGGACUUGUUGUAAAGGCCGCGGGUUUGAUUGUAGUACUCACGUGAAGAGCACGUGGACUCCGGCUUCCAUGCGGCGGGACCGGCAUGUUGUGGUGGCUGAAGGUGGUGGCGACAGUGACGGUUCUUCUGGAACUAAGAGGCAGAGGAUUUUUGUAGCAUCAUCAUCGCAUGAUAAUUUUGCUGCUACCUCUCAUAGUUCAAGCUCUAAUGCUGCUACUACAAGAAGCUUAAGCUUGGAUAUAACUAGCUCUUGUCACCAAGAUGUUGGUUUCAAGCAAUCUUUGCCACGGUAUGUGACUGCACCUGCUGUUUUCAAGUGUCAUAGAGUUUCUGGCAUCGGCAAUGGUGAUGAGGAUGAAAUUGCUUACUUGGCUACUGUGAAUAUUAAUGGCCAUGUGUUCAAAGGGUUUGUUUAUGAUCAAGGUGUUGUUGUUGAUGGAAAAGAUGAAACAACAAUGGGCUGUGUUUCAGAAUUGCAACUUGGAAGUAAUGGAAGUGGAAAGAGUAACAAUAAUAGGGAAUGUUCUUCUGUAAUUCAGGUUCCAACAACUAGUGCUUACCCUGCUUCUGCAUGCUGAGGUUUCUUUAAGGUAACAUGUCUUGUGUUUCGUGUGUUGAUCGUUGGUUGUCUUUGGAUUAUGUAUGGGUGAAGAUUUAGUGUCUUGCCAUUACUAUGAUCAUAAGUUUUGAUGUAUGGAUUUAGAUUGAACAAUUUGUAUUAUGGUUAUGCAUGUGAAUUUUGAUUUGGUUGAA
Lathyrus oleraceus (garden pea) is the source of this 1340-nucleotide messenger RNA. Its product is annotated as protein LATERAL ROOT PRIMORDIUM 1. Gene Ontology annotation, cellular component: nucleus. Lineage: Eukaryota; Viridiplantae; Streptophyta; Magnoliopsida; Fabales; Fabaceae. The transcript is spliced from 2 exons. The record is from RefSeq and is a predicted model, not a curated record. The coding region runs from base 188 to 1165 and encodes 325 amino acids. Gene Ontology annotation, molecular function: DNA-binding transcription factor activity; DNA binding. Gene Ontology annotation, biological process: positive regulation of DNA-templated transcription.